GCUCCUUUUUCUUUUCGCUGAAUGUUCACAGGGGACUACAUCAAGGAGAAGUACGACAGCGCGACGGAGGUGCGGGUGUCCCGGCGCGGGCGGCUGCAGCUGCGCGACCCGCGGUACACGCUGCCCACCGCCUCGGACCUCGUGUACCUGGACGACUCGCCCAACUACUGCGUGCGCGACAUGAGCGUCGGCUCGCUCGGCACCCAGGGCCGCCACUGCAACCGCACCUCGCACGACAUGGACGGCUGCAACCUGCUGUGCUGCGGCCGCGGCUACAACACGCAGAAGAUGACGGUGCGCGAGCGCUGCGACUGCAAGUUCCACUGGUGCUGCUACGUCGAGUGCAAGAUGUGCACGCAGACGGUGGACGUGCACACGUGCAAGUAGAGUAGUGUGGUGUUGGUGGUGCCGCACCGGCUGCUGUCACCAUCAUCAUGCACCACCAUCAUCAUAAUCAUCAUGGUGAUCACCUGCAACCAAGGCCGAUCGAGGCUGUGGUUGCAGAAGCCUGUCACUGGUAAUACAGUCGUCGCCUGCACGAACGAAAUUGGUGGGCGGGCCUCCGCAUAUAUGCCACUAUAGUGGCGGAGUGAAGACUGUGUGCGGUGGGCGAGCACGGAGCGCUGCCGAGCUUCCAAAAUGUGAGCCCUCUGUCGCGUAUGCGCUUACUUCAGCUCUACCCUAUGUAUCGGCACGCUGCAGCAAAAGAAGAGAAGAAAAGAGCACAACAAAAUGUAAAUUGCAUUGUAAUAAUGCAAAUGUGUUAGCCGUUCCAAGUACAUUGCAGUUUCCUAAUGAAGUUGACUUUAAGAGAACGGUCUUCUCCGGCUGGUCGCGCUGCCGGCAGAGUGAUUCGAUCACACGAAACGACACUUUUACGGCCGAGAGUACUUAAAAAAACAAAUGCAUUUUUGCCUACAUAUUUGCUUGAAGUCACAGUUAAAGCCUUGCAAAGGGCUCGUCGGAAUCCUUUUGCAAUUGCGAAGUAAUGCUUUGUAAAGACAAUGCAAAUGCCUGAAGUGCGUAGGGGUUUAGACGACUGCUUCGCAAGGUUUUAGCUGUGGGCCAAGUUGAUUUAACUGGAGGUGAUGAGCGCUGUGAUGAAAUGGUGCUCGCGUGUGUAAAUACCAAAACGUUGUUGAAAACUGCUGUAAAUGGUAUGCCUUUUAAAUGUAAACAACAUAUCAACUGCCAUUUAAAGUGCCAAAAUUUAACCCGAGUCAGACUAUUUUGACUGUGAGUGUGGGACUUGUUUCGCCUUUUCUUUGAGGAUGCCAAACAAUGUUAUCUCAAUUAAUUUGCUCUCUGGCCUUACCAGACUAUGUGGCUAAGCGACUUACACAUUGUGCCAUAAAAAAAGUAUCAGACUUGUAGCAUGUCAUUUGUAUCUUUUGUAGAUUUUUAUCAACUCUCUUUGUUAAUGUUCAUUCCUGUGUGUACGCCUAAACCCACAAGUAUUGUUGUCACACAAAAUGACAUUCCCUUUCGAAAUUUUAGCGCCUAGAUCUGCGUAGUCCGACGUAGCCUAUUCCUGCGUAAGUUGCCGCGUGGGACGCGUACUUACUUAUGUCAAGUGCUGUACCCACUUACAUUAACGCUGUGUUUUUGGUGCACCGGGCGGACCUCCCUGUUGCGGGUUUGCCUAUUUGUUUCGACCGUAAGUGACCAUCACACCGUAUAGUCAUUGGCCCCAUACGGCCAGAGCAAGUGGGCAAACCCAUGGUCUGUGCACCCUCCACUCACACCGCACUGAUAGUGCAACAUUUUUACUGCUUUGUAAUAAAUGUCGUGGAUUGUGGCCAUAGCGAUUAGGACUGCAAAGCCGGCGACGGGACGCUUAACCCUGAUGCUGCGAUGUCUUGGGGAAGUCCAGUGAGGCCGCAUCCUUUUAGUCGCCCUUAUCCGCCGUGGCCAUCUUCGGGUGACAAAAAAACCGUUCUUUUACUUGUACAGAUCUCUUUCUUGUUAUGCCUUCCUAUAGUCUCUGUAGCUACAACCAUUAUUUAUUGUAUGGAAAUAUAGACGACUUGUACAGUAGUGCUUUUUGUGUAUACCGUUAAAUAGUUAAAACUUUUAUUUAAUAAAAUGUGUAUAAAUAUGCCAA
Molecule: messenger RNA, 2104 nt
Organism: Frankliniella occidentalis (western flower thrips)
Lineage: Eukaryota; Metazoa; Arthropoda; Insecta; Thysanoptera; Thripidae
Product: protein Wnt-5b-like
Exons: 1
Coding region: 22-387 (121 amino acids)
Biological process (GO): neuron differentiation; cell fate commitment; canonical Wnt signaling pathway
Cellular component (GO): extracellular region
Molecular function (GO): frizzled binding; cytokine activity
Source: RefSeq, a predicted model, not a curated record